Malurus melanocephalus (red-backed fairy wren) is the source of this 1055-nucleotide messenger RNA. RefSeq names its product uroporphyrinogen III synthase (gene UROS). Gene Ontology annotation, molecular function: uroporphyrinogen-III synthase activity. Lineage: Eukaryota; Metazoa; Chordata; Aves; Passeriformes; Maluridae. The coding region runs from base 279 to 866 and encodes 195 amino acids. The transcript is spliced from 8 exons. Gene Ontology annotation, biological process: uroporphyrinogen III biosynthetic process. The record is from RefSeq and is a predicted model, not a curated record.
GGUGUCACUUCCUUCCAGGGAAAUUCCUUCAUGGAAGGGGCUGUCAGGAGUUAAAUGGGAGGUUUGGAGUCCUCGUCCCCGCAGGUGGCCACGGAAAGCCUGGCUGUGGCACUGAGGGGACAAGGCGGGCAUCGGGCACAGCUUGGGCUCGAUGGCCCUGGGGCUCUUUUCCACCCUUAAUCAUUCUGCGAUUCUGUGCKUUGAAAGAAACAGAGUGCCCUGAGCCAUCUCCGACGUUAAUAAAAACUGCUGGUUCUGCUGCAAUUCCUUGGUAAACAAUGAAGGUUCUGCUGCUGAAGGAGCCCAAAGACAAAGAUUCGGGGCCAGAUCCUUAUAUUAAAGAAUUAGGAUCAUACAGCUUGGAAGCAGCAUUGAUCCCAGUUUUGUCAUUUGAAUUCAUCUCUCUUGACAGUUUAUUUGAGAAGCUUUCCCAUCCAGAGUGCUAUGGAGGCCUAAUUUUUACCAGUCCAAGAGCAUUAGAAGCCAUCAAGAUAUGUUUAAAAGAGAAGAGUAAAAAAGAAGCCUGGUCAAAAUCUCUUAAACAAAUGUGGAAUAUCAAACCAACAUAUGUGGUAGGAAAAGCUACAGCUUCUUUAGUGGAAGAAAUUGGUCUUAUUCCACAAGGAGAAAAGUCUGGAAAUGCUGAGAAAUUAGCUGAGUAUAUUUGUUCAAGAGAGAAACCCAAUUCCUCAGCUCUUCUGUUUCCUUGUGGAGCCCUGAAAAGAGAAGUGCUUCCUACAGUGCUGAGAGAAAAAGGCAUAGCCCUGGAAGGCCUCACUGUUUAUCAAACAACCCAACACCCUGAUCUGCAGGAAUCUUUGAGCAKUUACUUCUCCCAGCAGGUACUGGACACUGAUGUGGUUUGAGAUUUUCUGAGGCAGAUGACAAUGCCUCCCAGAAUGUUCCUUUUUUGAAAUAAUGUAAUUGAAAUACCACUGGGCAUCUUUGCUGUGUAUCACAAAUCAGAAUCCAGUAAUAAUCUGCCUACCUAGUUCAUGUAAAAAGAAUUGCUUUUAAUUUUUCAAGAUUGGCUUUCUGAAUUUUCCAUUUGGGAG